This is a messenger RNA of Suillus discolor, 321 nucleotides long. RefSeq lists its product as uncharacterized. The annotation marks the transcript as partial. NCBI's taxonomy places the organism in Eukaryota, Fungi, Basidiomycota, Agaricomycetes, Boletales, Suillaceae. The transcript has 2 exons. The record is from RefSeq and is a predicted model, not a curated record.
AUAAUGAGGCAGACCUCACAUAUGGGUGGGGAGCUCAAAACCAAGAUGUGUGGUCUUACAGCCUCCUUUUUUAGCUUCCAUGCAAGCCAAUCUAUGGUGGCCAUUAAGGGAAACUGUGACUUGGCUGAGGCACUUAAGGAAGGGUCAUCCUUUGUUUUUAAGGAUUGGGAGAACAAAUCUGGCAUAUACAAAUCUGAUUUAAUUCAGUCAGGGAUAAAUGAUAUGUGGUUUACGAACUGCAUCAGUGAAGGUAUAAUCUACACUAAAUACUUUGACCCUUUGCCAGUAAAAAUAUUGGCACUUGUACUUACAGUGGUUAGU